Molecule: messenger RNA, 2548 nt
Organism: Staurois parvus
Lineage: Eukaryota; Metazoa; Chordata; Amphibia; Anura; Ranidae
Source: the annotation of a GenBank genome assembly
GACCAGCGAGGAAGGAAGAUGAUUUGUUGGGAGGUCGCUGUUUUUGCUGCCACUUGGCUACACGUGGUGCUGUCUUUUGGAGAACGGUCCCCGACCGGCUACAAGGAGGAGAUUGUGUUUCCGGAAAAGAUGAACUCUAGCUUCCGCCAGGAGCAGCCGGACUGGCCCGGCGACGAGGGAUCCUCGGAGGGUCACCUCAGGUUCCGGUUCCGCGCUUUCGGGGAAGAGCUGGUCCUGGAUCUGGAGAAGGACCCGAGCUUUCUCUCCGAGGACCUGACGGUGCAGUACUUGGGCAGGAACGGGCAGUCGGAGGCCAACGGGCUCUCCGAAUCCGGCAGCUACUUUACGGGGGCGGUCAAUUCCCACCCGGAGUCCAUCGCGGCGGUGAACUACAACGGCGCCUCGCUGCUGGGGGUGCUCCAGUACCGGGGGUCCGAGUACCACAUCCAGCCGUUGGAAGGAGGAGGGCAGAACAGCGCCGAGGGCGCGGGGGCGCACGUCAUCAGGAGGAAAGUGCCGGAGAAGGGCAACGGGCCUAUGUGCAAUGUGGGACCUCAGGUUUCCAUGCUGGGGACGGGAGAUGCCGAUGGCAGCAAUGGUUACGGCACGCGCAAGAUGGCGGCAUCAUCGAAAAGAUCUAAGCGUUUUGCAUCAGUGCCCCGUUACGUGGAGACUUUGGUUGUUGCAGAUGAAACGAUGGCCACCUUCCACGGAGCAGGUCUCAAGAGGUAUCUGUUGACCGUCAUGGCAGCUGCUGCCAAAUUCUUUCGCCACCCAAGCCUGAAGAACCCGAUCAAUGUUGUGGUGACGCGGCUGGUAGUGAUUGGGCGGGCCGACAAGUCCAACACCUAUGGGGGGCUGAAGAUGACCACCAAUGCUGCUGAGAUGUUGAGGAACUUCUGUGAGUGGCAGAAAGGGCUGAACAAACCCAACGACUCUGAUUCGGAACAUUUCGACACGGCCAUACUCUUCACCCGGCAGAAUCUUUGUGGAGUAUCCACCUGCGACACACUUGGCAUGGCUGAUGUUGGUACAGUUUGUGAUCCAUCAAGGAGUUGUUCCAUAGUCGAGGACGACGGCUUGCAGUCCGCUUUUACCGCUGCUCACGAGCUAGGCCACGUUUUCAACAUGCUCCAUGACAACUCUAAACCUUGCAUUGAGAUUAACCGCCCGGCCAGCAAUACCCGUCACAUGAUGGCCCCUGUUAUGUCGUAUGUGGAUCCAGAAGAGUUGUGGUCACCAUGCAGUGCCAAAUUCAUCACUGACUUCUUGGACAACGACAAUGGUCACUGUCUUUUGGACAAGCCCUCAGCUCCCCUCCGCCUGCCAGUCCCAUUCCCCGGAAACGACUAUGAUUCUGACCGCCAGUGCCAGCUAACUUUUGGUCCCGAUUCUCGACACUGCCCAAACCUGCACACCCCCUGCUCCUCUCUUUGGUGUACGGGAAGGAUCGAUGGACACUUCAUGUGCCAAACUAAGCACUUCCCCUGGGCGGACGGAACGCAAUGUGGAGUCGGGAAGACUUGUAUGAAUGGCCGUUGCAUCAGCAAAGUGGAAAUGAAAGCCUACAAUACUCCGGUGAAUGGCGGUUGGGGUCCUUGGGGUCCAAAUGGGGAAUGCUCACGGACGUGCGGUGGUGGAGUUCACUUCUCCCAUCGUGAAUGCAACAAGCCAGUCCCAAGAAACGGUGGGAAGUAUUGUGAGGGGAAGAGGACUCAAUACCGCUCUUGCAACACGCAGGAGUGCCCAACCGGCAACGCGAUGACAUACAGAGAGCAGCAGUGUGCCGUCUAUAACCACCGGACAGACCUCUUCAAGGGUUUUCCAUCGCCCAUGGACUGGGUUCCCCGCUACAAUGGAAUCGCAGAGAAAGACCAGUGCAAGCUCACCUGCCAAUCACGUCCUUUGGGUUUACUAUUAUGUCCUGGAGCCACGGGUGGCAGAUGGUACUCCAUGCUCUAUGGACUCCUCUUCUGUAUGUGUACAGGGGCGCUGCGUCCACGCUGGCUGCGACCGAGUUAUCGGAUCCAAGAAGAAAUUCGAUAAGUGCAUGGUGUGCGGUGGGAACGGCUCUGCCUGUACCAAGACCUAUGGAUCGUUUACAAAACCACGGUACGGCUACAAUGACGUGGUCACCAUCCCAGCAGGGGCCACAAAUAUUUUGAUACGUCAGAACAGCGGGUCAUCCUCAACAAGCGAUGGAGUCUAUCUGGCCUUAAAAAGACAAGAUGGAACCUACGCCCUCAAUGGAAACUACAUCCUGGUGCCCUCAGAAGUGGACGUUAACAUUGGGGGAGGGUUGACUCUACGGUACAGCGGGGCAACCAAAGCCAUGGAAACCAUUGUUGGACGUGGACCCCUGAAAGAGUCCAUUACUAUCCAGGCUUUAGUUGUCAGUGACCAGAGAGCUCCACGUCUCAAAUACACUUUCUUUGUCCCCAAACCUACCACCAGGACCACACAAGCCAAGAAACCAACAGAAGACUGGAUGAAACGGCGGGCGCAGAUACUCGAAAUUUUGAGGAAGACCAGAAACAACCACAAAUGA